AUGCCAGUGCCAGCGCCAGCGCCAUUGCCCUCCGUCUUGAGGCGCAUGGACGACUUGCGCGAUGCUGGGACGGGGUUGCUGGAGGGUCUCACGGUGGCCGAUGAUCGGGUGCUGUCGGUACUGGUGCUCGUGAGAGAGCUGAAGCGGGAGCCGGCCUCAUUCCUCGUCAUUGUCGCCAGGCCGUCGCGAGAGGGCGCAGAGCCAUGUCAUUCCCGAGAAACAAGGUUGAGAGAAACAGAGGGGACCGGCACCCAGCAAGGCACGCUAUUGCUGGUAGACGCAGUACCUACUCCGUCUCCGUAG
Messenger RNA from Colletotrichum costaricense, 303 nucleotides. RefSeq lists its product as uncharacterized. The transcript has a single exon. Lineage: Eukaryota; Fungi; Ascomycota; Sordariomycetes; Glomerellales; Glomerellaceae. The coding region runs from base 1 to 303 and encodes 100 amino acids. The record is from RefSeq and is a predicted model, not a curated record.